AUGGCCCUCCCACUCAGCGGCGCCUUGGGCUCCGUGGCCCACGGUGCCCGCGGCUGGCUCACGGGCCUCGCAGCACGCUACCGCGCCCUCACGCCGCGGCGACGGCUGUACCUGCACCUCCUCAUCGUCUUCGAGGCCCUCGUCUUCGCCGCCUUCAUCUACAUCGGUCCGGACACCAUCUUCAACAAGACGGCCUCCAUCGCCCUCUGGAUCUCGAACCGGCCCUACGGCCUGCCCCUCGUCCUCUCCCUCGUCGUGCUCCUCUCGUUCCCGCCCCUGUUCGGCUACGGCACCGCCAUCACCCUCUGCGGACUCGGAUGGGGCGUCGCCGCGCCCGAGUCCCCAACCCACCCCGCCAUGCACGGCAGCCUGCUGCGCGGAUGGGCAGUCGCAACCGCCGGCUGCCUCCUCGGCGCCUCCGUCAGCUUUGUCGUGCUCCGCUGCCUCAUCCGCCGAAACGCCCACGUCGCCUUCAUCGAACGCGUCCUCGACGAUCCAAAGUUCAGGGCCAUGAAGGAGGCCGUCCGCCGCAGGGGCACCAGCAUGGCCAUCCUCAUCCGCUUCUGCCCCUUUCCCUUUUGCUACUCGAACCUCUUCUUUGCCUCGCUGGACACGGUGAGCUUCGGCCAAUUCAUGCUCGCCACGGCCCUCAUCACGCCCAAGCUACUGCUCCACGUCUUUAUCGGCGCGCGCAUGUUUGAGCUCAUGGACACCGACGAGCGCGCCAAGCUCGACGGGUGGCACAAGGUGCUCAACGUCGUCUACAUCGUCAUUGGCACCGUCAUCGGCGCUCUGACCGGUUGGCUGGUAUGGAAGGAGACGCAAAAGAUCCUCGACCAGAUGGCGCGAUCCGAGGCGGGAACCGAGGGCGGGCGCGGGCGCGGGCGCGGCCGCGACUUUGUCGUCGAAUUCGACCUCGACGGGCCCCACGACGACGACGACGACGACGAGCGCGAGUACGUCGUCGACAGCGAGACACCGCCCAUCCAGGACGGCGACGACCAACGGCCCCUCCUCGCGUCGCCGUCGCCAUCACCAUCGCCGUCGGGACACCCAAGAGGUCGCGGGGGGAGUCCACUCGCCGAUGUCAAGGGCGAUGGCGGUGCCGAUGGUGAUGGCGACGGCGAUGGCGUGCAGGGGCAAAAGAGGACGAUGCAGCCGUUUAAGCUGAUCGACGAUGAUACCGACGACGACGACGACGACGACGACGGUGGCGGUGGUGCAUCGCCACGUCGUAGCCCAGGGCGGAAUCGAAGAUGA
Pseudozyma flocculosa PF-1 is the source of this 1260-nucleotide messenger RNA. RefSeq lists its product as uncharacterized. Gene Ontology annotation, biological process: vesicle-mediated transport; mitotic spindle elongation. Bases 1 to 1260 code for a protein of 419 amino acids. The transcript has 4 exons. The record is from RefSeq and is a predicted model, not a curated record. Gene Ontology annotation, cellular component: Golgi membrane. NCBI's taxonomy places the organism in Eukaryota, Fungi, Basidiomycota, Ustilaginomycetes, Ustilaginales, Ustilaginaceae.